Messenger RNA from Xylaria bambusicola, 1632 nucleotides. RefSeq lists its product as uncharacterized. NCBI's taxonomy places the organism in Eukaryota, Fungi, Ascomycota, Sordariomycetes, Xylariales, Xylariaceae. The record is from RefSeq and is a predicted model, not a curated record. Bases 461 to 1489 code for a protein of 342 amino acids. The transcript has 3 exons.
AAGCAUAGUUAUGCUUACAGCCAAUCAAAUUCUAAUAUUAGAUUGCAAGCAACGCUUUACAGUAAACAAUAAGUGGCUAUGAGAAGCUGCGCUACGGCACUACAUCACUCUAUUCCUCUCAUUCCCAGAAGGCAAACCCCCAAUUACUAAAUCCACCAGGUAUUCCACUUAUAAUUCUAUUGAUGUAGUGAUUACGGUGGAUUUCUCGAAACUGGACGCCUCUGUUUGAGGCUGCCUUGGCUGUUCCUCCCUUUACACUACAAUGGGAAGGACUCUCGGUGACUCCCCCCCGACAGCAACUUUGACGCCGUAAAGCCGAUGAAAAGCCACAUUACAAAGCAUAGAGACGUUUGUUUAGCUUCACACGACAUUAUAAAUACUAAAUCAAUUGUUUCGUGGAUUAUCAUGCUGGAUCUUUAGUCUGCGCGGCCCUGUCUUCCCAAUUCGGAAUCUAUUCACGAUGUAUGCUUCUAUGUUGACUUUACUGGCUUUAGCCAGCAAAACCGCUUUUGCUUUACCAGCACCGGCAGAGCAGACAGCAGGUGUACCGCUCCCGGCACACACCAUCUUUCAGCUUGACGACACCCUCCCUAACAGCUGGUUUGAAAAUAUAGCGGUGCGUCGGAACGGCGACCUCCUCGUGACCAUGUUGAUGCCAAAUGCUUCUAUCUACUCCAUUUCGGAACCGCUGUCGGGCUCGCCCAAGGCAUCUAUCACCAAUAUUGACGGUGCUAACGGUCUGCUUGGUAUCACUGAGAUCUCCCCAGAUGUCUUUAUUGUUGCAGGCGGCCAAUUUAGUGGCAUUGCAGAACCGGUUCCGGGGACUAUGGCCGUGUGGGAAGUCGAUUUCAGAAAGGAAGAACCGACUACAAGACUUGUCGCAAAAAUGCCUGAAGCGGGAUUACUCAAUGGAGUGGCUACCAUAUCCAGAUGCUCGUCUGCUGUUCUCAUCGCGGAUACCGGGAUGAGCCGGGUCUGGCGCGUCGACACAGUCACUGGCGCUUACGAGAUAGCGGUAGAAGUGCCUGAGAUGCUACCAUUGGCUAACGCCACGUUACAAUUGGGGGUUAAUGGAGUGGAUGUUCGCGAUGGUUACUUGUAUUUUGACAACAGUAAUCGUGCGUCCAUCUUUCGAUUGCCCAUCGACAAGCGUGGUAUGGCAGUCGAGGGUGUUGAACCCGAGCUACUCACCAAGCUCACGCACGGCAAAAAUAUGGAUGACUUUCUUAUUGACGAGGAAGGGAGGUUCUGGGCGGCCACCAACUCUGAUAAUACCGUGGAAGUUGCCGAUGGGAACUCACCGAGUGUUGUUGUCCUUGGUUCGCCGUCCGAGCUCACUGUUGCGGGAGAUACAGCUCUGGCUUUCGGUCGGACGAAGGCCGAUAAGAACAUUAUCUACGUAGUAACUGGUGGUGCAGUUGCUAACCCUGUCAAUGGCACGCUAACAGAGCCAGCCAAGGUGGUUGCAAUUGAUAGAACCGGGUUUUGAUGAUUAGUUCGUGUGCUGGCAGAGUAUUACUUGAGGCUGAUAAUCGAAGACGCAAGAGCUUAGAUACCUAUCCUCACGUAUGGCGUGAUUGGAGUUAUACUGUGUACUAUGUAGUCGGAGAAAUAGAAAAUGACUUUAUUUUA